CAUACCGCAACACCACCGAGGAAGAACUACACCGGACAGCCAAUCAGCGACGCGUUUACUGAUUGGCAACGAAUCGACGUCUAAGUUGUUGCAGAGCCAAAAAGUUCAGAGGCUGAAUUGUGGACCCGAGCGGGGAAAUCUUGGCCUUCCGAUGGACAGUAUCGUGAUCGUGGACGAUGACGAGGAAGACCCUCAACCCUGUUCCUCCACUUCCUCUUCCUGUACUCCGGCCAGGAAGGAACCCCACAGGGCCUCCAUGCCCGCCCCUACCCACAUCACCCAAUCACCGUUUGCCUCCAGCCAGAAAGAGACCCGGAUCCUGCUGCUGGAGAACCAGAGGCUUUUCACAGAGUUUCUGGAGCACUGUGCUGGCCACACGCAGGACUGCCCGGAGGUCAUGACCUUCCUGCAGGCCAAGCACGCCAAGGCCUCGCCGGACUUCCUGAGCUCGGUGGAGUUCCGGAACACCCUGGGCCGCUGCCUGACCCGCGCCCAGUCCAGCCGCGCCAAGACCUUCGUCUUCAUCAACGAGCUGUGCACGGUGCUGAAGCAGCACGCCGCCAAGAAGAGGCAGCCCGUGAUCACGCUGCCCCCGCAAGAGCCACCGCCGACGCCGCCGCCCGGCGACCAGGGGGACCGCGGCCCAGCCGAUACCAACCAGGAGCCCCCCUCCACCGCCGGGCAGGAGGAGAGGAAGGCUGCCAAGGCCUCCAGGAGACAGAUUGCUUACCUGGAGAACCUGCUGAAGGUGUACUAUGACGAGAUUCGCAGGCUGCAGGAGAAGGAGCUGAGUCUGGAGGACAUGAUGCAGGACGACUCCGGAUACAUCCAGGAGCACAAACUCAAACGCAAGAUGAUGAAGAUCUACGAUAAGCUGUGUGAGCUGAAGGGGUGCAGCACGUUGACGGGGAGGGUGAUCGAACAGAGGGUGUCGUACAGCGGGACGCGGUACCCCGAGAUCAACAAGAAGAUCGAGCGCUUCAUUAACGGGCCCGAGGCCCAGCUGAACCCCCCGGACUACUCGGACAUCCUGCGGGCGGUGCGGCGGGCCAACGAGCGCUACGCCCUGUCCCUGUCCCGCAGGCAGCUCACCCAGAUCGCCCAGGACGCCUUCCGCGAGACCGGCAACCGGCUGCAGGAGCGCCGACACCUGGACAUGGUGUUCAACUUCGGCUCGCACCUCACCGACCUCUACAAACCAGCCGGCGACCCCGCCCUCACUGACUCCGCCCUGGCGCGCAAGCUGCGCUCCAAUAGGGAGGUGGCCCUGAACAGCCUGGAGGAGGUCAUCGGCAAGUAUGCCCUGAAGCAGGACGACACUGAAGAGGAGGAGCGGAGGAAGAGGCUGGAGAGGGACAGGACCAAGAAGGAGAAGGCGCUUGCUGCUCAGAAGGACGGGGAGAUGAAGAAAAAGACUGAGGAGGAGGAGGAGGAGAAGGAGGAGAAGGAUGAACAGGCGGAGAAGCAGGAGAAGGAGGAGCAGGAGGAGAAGCAGGAGAAGGAGGAGCAGGAGGAGAAGGAAGAAGACGACGAGGAGGAUGAGGAGGAGGAGGAGGAAGAGGGUGGUGCAAGUGAGGAAGAAGAUGAGGGAGACGAAGAGGAUGAGGUGUCCUCAGAUCCAGACAUCGAGGAGGAACUACAGGCCAGCCAAUUGCAAGAAGGAGCAGAUGAUGAUGAAGAGGAGGAGGAGGAGGAGGAGGAGGAUGACCCCGUGGAGUCGGGCCUGUCCUGCUCUGACGAGGAGGCGGAUGAGAAUGGCGAGGAGGGCAGCCAAUCAGCGAGCAGCAGCCGAGCAGAGACCGCAACAGACAAGAAGGAAGGCCCAACCCCCUCAUCCAGUCCCAGCCAAUCAGGAGCCACGGCGUCACCAGACCCCGACCUGGUGGCGGGCGAACCCGUCUCCACCAAUCACGUGGUGGCCGCCCAGCAAACCGCCAGCGAGGACGCACGCUCGACGACGCAGUCUCCGCCGCCUGAUUGGUCCGACCGGGUGGCCCCGCCUCCCAACGGCAGUCUGGCCCCGCCCAGCCCUGUGGUCACGGAGGUCACGGACGUCACGGACGUCACGCAGGUCACGCCCAACUCCAAGAAGAGGAAGAGGGUGAACGUGGCCAGCACUGGGACCGCCGUCAACGGUCGCCACAAACACAGCGACAGUGACAGCGAUAUUCCCCUGGAUAUGGGCGUGGUCACCAGCAGCCCCCUGCAGGCCGACUCCACCCGAGCUGACUCCCCCCCUCAGGACCCUGUCAGCAGCUCUGAGUACACCCCACCCCCAAAGAAGAACAAGGUCAACGUGUCAACCCAGUGCGACCCGGAUGAAGUGAUCAUCCUGUCAGACUCGGACUGACCCUUUGACCCAGGACGUGAACACUUGCUUCUCAAACACUGGGCCCACCCCCCCACCACCACUCUUCUCCAAUCCGCUGUCACCUUGUGGGCGGGUCUAAGGCAGAUGGGGUGGGCCAUGGCCCUCCUCAGGACCCCAUGUUGGGCGGUCUGAGCUGGACAGAUCUCUUGUACAUUUUAGCUGGAUUUAUGUCACAUUGUGAUAUGAACUUUCUUAUUUUAUUAUAAUUUUUUUGAUGUUUUAAAUGAAAUGUCAUUUGGAGAAAAAGGGUAUUGUAGGUUUUUUAUUUUAUUUUAUUUUUUCUUAAUACAUGUUCCGAGAGGUCAGCUGGGGUAAAGCAGGGUCCUUUUUAAUUUUCCUUCGGGCUUUGAGUAGACGGCUUCUUUCCUCGCCACCUGUCCUGGAUUGGGGACCUGACGCACGGUGUGCAGAGGCUUUUGGCUGCCUGUGGAUACCCCCCCCCCCCCCCCUCCUUGCCCUACAUGU
This is a messenger RNA of Conger conger (European conger), 2836 nucleotides long. RefSeq names its product death-domain associated protein (gene daxx). Bases 152 to 2350 code for a protein of 732 amino acids. Gene Ontology annotation, molecular function: histone binding. The transcript is spliced from 11 exons. NCBI's taxonomy places the organism in Eukaryota, Metazoa, Chordata, Actinopteri, Anguilliformes, Congridae. The record is from RefSeq and is a predicted model, not a curated record.